CUCUUGUCGGGAUGUAGAUUUCCUUGUAGUUCUUUUCUUCCUCACGCUACCGUUCUCUCCUCAGCGGAGAUCAGAGAGGCUCGGAGCCGGUGAGGCCAGGAGCGCAGGACGCCGGGAGCCUGUUCCCGGGCAUAGGGAUCCGUUGGGAUUUAGGGCCGGCCUCGAGGUGUCCCGCUCAGAGGAAUGGAACCUGCCUUCGGGGAAGUGAACCAGCUCGGGGGGGUGUUUGUCAACGGGAGACCCCUGCCCAAUGCCAUCAGGCUGCGGAUUGUGGAACUGGCGCAACUGGGUAUCAGGCCGUGUGACAUCAGCCGGCAGCUCCGCGUUUCCCACGGCUGUGUCAGCAAAAUCCUGGCUCGCUACAACGAGACCGGCUCCAUCCUACCGGGGGCUAUCGGCGGCAGCAAGCCUCGGGUCACCACCCCCACGGUGGUAAAACAUAUCCGGACCUACAAACAAAGGGAUCCGGGCAUCUUCGCCUGGGAGAUCCGGGAUCGCCUGCUGGCCGAUGGCGUGUGUGACAAGUACAACGUGCCGUCGGUCAGCUCCAUCAGCCGCAUCCUCCGGAACAAAAUCGGGAACCUGUCUCAGCAGAGUCACUACGAGUCUUACAAGCAGCACCAGCCGCCCCCACAGCCUGCUCUGUCCUACAACCACAUCUACCCCUACCCCAGCCCCAUCGCUGCUGCAGGAGCCAAGGUGUCCACCCCUCCCGGUGUGCCGGCGAUCCCCAGCACCAUGGCCAUGCCCAGGACGUGGCCGUCCUCUCACUCGGUGACGGACAUCCUGGGGAUCCGGUCCAUCACAGACCAAGUGAAUGACACUUCGCCUUACCCCAGCCCCAAGGUGGAGGAAUGGAGCAGCUUGGGCCGAAACAGUUUCCACCCGCCGACUCAGCAUGCCGUGAACGGGCUGGAGAAGAGCUCCCUUGAGCAGGAAGCCAAGUACAGCCAGGUGAUCUGGAUGGCACCCAAUUCGAACCCCAUUUGUGAGACCUGCCUCUUUCUGGCCACCUGCUUCCACGGCCAAAACACAGUGCCCUGUCCACCAACCCACAUGGCUUCAGGGCACUCCACCCGGAUGAAACUAAUAAAGAAAGUCAGAGAGGCACCCAAUGGCCUCCCAGCCGUCAGCAGUUUCGUGUCCGCACCGGCCAUGCCUCCCUACGCCACGCCGGCCCAGGUGUCACCUUACAUGACGUACAGCGCCACUCCAUCCAGCUACAUGGCGAGCCACGGCUGGCAGCACGCCGGGGGCACCCCGCUGUCCCCUCACAGCUGUGACAUCCCCGCCUCGCUGGCCUUCAAGGGCAUGCAGACUGCCAGGGAGGGCAGCCACUCCGUCACGGCCUCGGCUCUCUGAUGCAGGAGCUGCUCCUGGAGCACCACGAGCUCGCCGGCUCCUCGGCCCCUGAGCCCAGCUCACGGACUGCUCUCCUCAUGCUGGCCACACCUGGCGUUUCUCCUCGUGACUUGUCUCCCCUAAGGCUUUUGGGAUUAAAGAGCUGAAGACAACAUCAGAAACUGAGAGAAGUGUGGUGUUGCGCUCUUAAAGACUUUGUGUCCCUAAAAGGGCUCGUGGAGCCUUGUUCCACUCUCUCCUGGUCAAACCACGCAUAUUUAUUCUUAAUCAUCACAAACUUUCUAAAUGUGCAAUUGUUACUAAGAUUUGUGCAAAAAUCAAUAAAGAAAAAUCACCACAGAAAAUUCUGCUAUGCCUUGAAUCAGCAAAGGUGGCUGAAUGGGAAGUGUUUGCCAAAUGCCUAGAGAACAACCCUUUAAUUGAUGAGAUUAUACAAUCCACUGUUAUUAUGAGGUCCUUUAUUGUUGUUUUAAUGGGUUUUGGUAAUCAAAUAGAGAAUGAAGGCAAUAGGUGGCUUUCAGAUUCUUCUGGCAUGUUGCCAUCAUCAGGCAGUAGUAAGAUCUUUGUGAUUUUAUCCAUUUGUAAAUAGAGGCUUUUCACAGCAUUUGUUUUCACCUUCCAGUACAUUUAUUUCCUUUUUUUUUUUUUUUUUUUUUUUUUUUUAAGUUAAGGAGACUUCUAGUUAUUUUAUAUGUCUUUGCAUGGUGGGGUGAUAGGUGAUGAGGUUUAGGUAGGGGUUUUUGGUCAUGUUUUUGUGCCUACAGUGGAGGCUUCAUCAUCUUAUGAGAUAGCUAUCUCUUUGGCAGAAGAGUCAAAGGCAGAAAUCCAGCUAAGUAUCUCCAGUUAUACCCAGCCUCCCAGACUCAUGAAAUACCACAGUCAUAUGAAGUAUACAAACAGAAAUGUGGGUGGAAAAUACCUGAAUAAAACAGAAAACUGUAGAGGAAAAUGCUGUUAGUGUGCAACCUGUGCGGAGAUGCUCAAAAAGCCCUAUCAGUCAAAAACUCCACUGAGAAACAGAAUUGUGCCAUCAUUCUCAGCUCACUGGUGUCCAGAUUACGUUGUAAUUUUUAAAGAGGAACUUGUCUUUAAUUUCUGCUUUAAUGAAUGUAAAGUAUGGCUCUUGGAAAAGUUUACAUUAUUGUUCUGAAGCAUUUUUUUCCCCUUAUAGGUAUACUGGUGGUGGUGCUACAAACAGAGAUAUUAUUUAAUAUGAGCAAAUUUCCUUUCUACAUUUCUGUAUGCAGUGGCAAGUACUCCAUGCCAGUUAUUUUGCUUUAAACUUUAAUCCCAAGAGAGCUAAAAUUCUGAUUUUUGAAAAUUUACCUGUUUUCCUUGGGUAAUAAUAAAGUUCUGACUAUUGUUAUGCUUUUCCCAUGCUGUAGGUAUGUUCAGAAUAUUAAUAUGGAAAAAAAAAGCCUGGUGUGACAUUUCAUAUCCAUCAUAGGCUAUUAAUAUAUUGCGUAUUUUUAGAAGUGUUUUGCAAUAACUUAAAUUACUGUAGACAUAGUUAAAGCAAAGGAGAAAAUACUAUUCUUCAUAUAUUGUUCUAUCUGCAUCCCAUAUUAAACACUAAUUCAGUGAGAAAGUAAAAUACAUUUCCCUCUUAAAAUACAGUUAUAAUUUUGUGGAUUUCCAGCUUUCAUCACCAAGACAGCUGUGGGUAAAUUUUCAUAACAAUCUGAGUAAUCAGUAUUAAUGUCAUGUACAGUAUGUCCGCUGAAAUAUGGAUGGACUUCUCUGGCUACUGCCACCUUUGCUUCUUGCACUAAAAAAUUGCUAACAGAACUGCAUUUCUGUAAAGAACACAGAUAUUGUAUUUUGGCCCCAAGGAAACAAAGAUCUGAUCUUGGAUGUGAUUAAUUUUCUUCAGCCUCAAAGAUAUCCAACAGCUGUUUAGCUUUAAUGAGAUGCUGAAACCCUCGUUAUUCAGUAGAACACUUUUUGAAGAAUGUUUCUUUGAAACCACUAAAGUGCACACAAGUGCAUUUCCAAUCUGCCACACUGUUAGUGACAUGAUGGAUAUUAUUCUGCCUUUAUGCUGUUAUACCUGGAAUAAGAUGAGCCUUAACAACAUGAAAAAGAAUUAAGAAUUUAAUUUAAUACUAGACAAGCUCUUCACCAAAGACAAAAUGGGGAAAAAAGAUAAGAAAAAGAUCAUAAGUAGAUAAGUGAUUAAGUUGGCAAGAGAAUUUCAUCUUUCAGCUUAGUCGUUCUACUGGAUUACAGAAUUAUUGAGUGAGUCUACCUAUUGUUUUCAAUAGAACUCAAACAAGGGGCACCAAAGGGAAAAGAAAACAAAAAACUAAGGAAGAUAAACUUUUCAAAGCACAGUUUUUUUGAGCUUCAAGACUUUGCAAGUCUUGUAGUCCUGUAACAAAGUGUGCCUAUGUUAAAGUUUUUCCAAAUUUUCUUGAGUAACAUGAGGUCAUUUCUGGAAUAAAAGUUGUCUUUCCUGACAUUCCAAUAAGGAAUUAGUGUGUUUUGGAAGACAGACAGACAGAUCCUUAGCUUGUAUCAGUUAUUUUCAUUAUCCUCAGCUAAACGAGGAUAAUUUAUAAAACAAGGACAGGACAUGAUGUUAAUUAUUCCUCCCAUGGGAUACACCAUCAUAAACCGUUUUUGUUUUGUGUUUGUUUAGGUACAGCUCUCCAUGCAUCUGCCUGCUGUACACGAUUCCUUACCCCUGACUGGGAAGUCAGCGGGGCUGCGUGCAGAAAGUGUUGCUCAGAGUGAGCAACAGUGCCUGACCUUGGCUCUUGGUGAACUGCCUGUCAUGGAUUUUUUUCGUGUGAAGUUUCACAAUUUGUUUCUUUUUAAUGUAAACCUACUAUGUAGAAUACUCAUUUGCCCAAGGACUAUUUCACUGCUCAUACUCACGGGCAUACUGAAAACUGCAACAUGUUCACUUAUCACACAAUUCUAAGCCAUUUGGCAUUAAAUUAAAAUGAAAAAGGGAAUUGUUCCCUAAAAAAAUAAUAAAUAAGGGUUAACUGCUGCUGUCAAGUGCCUGGGUGUAAAUCUGGAGUGAACCCACUGAGGUGAAUGGGUACCUUUGGGAAACAUUCUGUAUAUGUGGGUGCAGAAUUAAUUUUUUUUAAUCUGCAAAGUCUACACUUCAUUUACAGAGUGUUAAACGUUUCCAAAGAAAUAAGUGAAGCCUAAUAGUACUCCCUUCAACUAGACUGUGUUUGCAUGGUCCCAGUUCAGAAGAUCUUUGGUGUAAAACUGAAUUUCAGCCCACAUUACACAAGGAGCAAUGGGGCAUUGGGCUAGCACAUUCAUAGGUUUGUUUUCCCAUACCAUGCUGUUUUCUGUUUUUGAAUGUUUCUCUUUUUAUCCAAGAUCAGGCUGAGCUAUUAACUGAAAAAAAUCAUGUUGGAAAGGAUGUAAAACCAAAGGCUAUAUAUGUAUAUACAGUAUGUUUAAAGCAUUUUAUUUUUAUAUUUUGAACGCUCUAAAUUAAUAAAAGACAAAUUAUAAAGCAUUUUGCUUUAGUUUUUGAAAUUAUCUUAGUAGUGUCUUCUCUUUGGCCAAGUAUUGAUAAUAAAGUGCUGCAACAAGGAACACUUGCCUUAAAACCAUAAACUUUAACAGAGCUAGUUUUAUUGAUUUUUAGCUAUGAAAGAGCAUAGGUAUGAAAAACCACCGUUGUCAAAUUCAGACAAAAGAGAGGCUUAUUGAGCAUGUUAAUACAGGCAUCCUUGAAAGUGCUGAAAACACAUUUCUAUUUUUAGCUUUUUGUUGCUUUUCCAAUGCAUUAAAAACACUCAUGAGAUGAGACUUCACAUGUGAACUGCCAUUUUCAGGAAAUGAUACAGAAAGGUGCUUCUUUAGGAUUGCCAAGGAAAAUGUUUGUCCCUCCUUCAGAGGAAGAACAUUGCUAACAGAGUGAUUG
Molecule: messenger RNA, 5260 nt
Organism: Camarhynchus parvulus
Lineage: Eukaryota; Metazoa; Chordata; Aves; Passeriformes; Thraupidae
Gene: PAX9
Product: paired box 9
Exons: 5
Coding region: 184-1362 (392 amino acids)
Biological process (GO): regulation of transcription by RNA polymerase II; anatomical structure development
Molecular function (GO): DNA-binding transcription factor activity, RNA polymerase II-specific; RNA polymerase II cis-regulatory region sequence-specific DNA binding
Source: RefSeq, a predicted model, not a curated record